GCAUUCCAGUUUUAACCGAAGACCGGUUAGCUACGAGCGAGGAUUUAUCAUCCCGCCGUAAUUUGAAAUUCACGCGUGUUUAUUUUUCGAAAAUAAUAACAUUAAAUUAUAUAUAGAAUUAAAUCUGAAUGGUAGAUAAAAUGUAUUUUACCUUCGUUUUUUUAAUUUUUACGCGUUUUUUGAGUGCUGUAAUUUGUGGAAGUUGCCAUGAAGCAAAACUGUGUUGUACAGGGAGAGAUUCUUCCUGUGUGGUACAAAAAGCUCCUGUUAAUGCAAUUAUAGAAGACCUUAACGAUAAGCCGUGUUAUUGUGAUCACGCCUGUUUGAAAUUGGGAGAUUGCUGUUCAGAUUUCAAAGAUGCUUGCGGAGUAGUGGACUGUCAAGUGUCGGGUUGGGGCCCAUGGACAAACUGUGACACAGAUUGUGGUCCCGGUACCAUGUCAAGAACUAGGUCGAUAAAAGUACGUCCUGAAAAUGGCGGAAAGCAUUGUCCCAGCUUAGAACAGAAACGAGGUUGUCAAGUUUCUAAUUGUCAUCAUCAUCCUGAUCCAGCUAUUAAAGAAAUUGCAAUGCUACUACCUGGCUCUUUAUCGCAUAGCCGAUCCAUGGAAAAUAGUAGUGACAUAAGAAAAAAUCUGCGUGUUCGAGAUCCAUCUGAAAAUCCUCAAUAUGACCCAGAAAAAACGUACUGUGUGGAAUUCGAAAUAAUCAAAGCUUCCAAAGCAUGCCGAAAAGAAGAAGACUAUAAGGCACUUAAAGAAGGUGAUAAAGUCUGCGUUCGCUGCGAAUCGGAAGCUCUACAUGAAGAACUCAAUUGGAGAUGCCAUGGUCAUGGAACUGAAGGUCAUGUUACCAGAUGGUCGGCUCUUUCUGCUCCACAUUGUCAUGGAAAAUGGCUAAGAACACGUUCAGAUCCGGACAGAAAUUGUUCUGUAAGAACAUGCUCGAAUGGUGCUGCAUUCAUAUUUGUCUAAGCAUAAAUUGAUAGAUCCUACUUUUUUCCAUAACUCGUGAGUUUUUUUGAAAACCUAAUCAAUUAAAAAGCAGUAAUGUUUUGGAGAGGAGUUUAUAUCAAUUAAUUCAUGUAUUAGAUGGAUGCACGUAUGUAAAUCAGAUAGCUCAUCUUAACUAAACCAUUUUCAUAAAAAAUAUUGUCGAAAAAUUAUAUUUACUCAUAAAACUAUUGGAAAUUGUUAAUCCUAUCAAUUUUGAUUUUUUUUUUCAUUUAAAUAUGUAAAAUAAGAAUGAAAAUCGAGUUUUUGAAGCAAAUUUAUUUAAUUACGUUUAUAAUAAAACUUACUGACAAAAUUUUAUAACCUAACUUCCACAUAACUCGUAGUAAUAGUUUUCAUAAAUCAAAUUGGCAACCCCUCAUUAUUAAAUCCUGUGAUAUAGACAAAAUAAUACGAGCAUUACCCAGCAAAUGAUAAAUAUAUAAAGUCAAAAUCUAAUUAUCAUCAUACAAACUAUUUCUUAAAAUAAUUUUUAGAGAUAACCAGUCUUAUCAACUAUUUCAAUCAUAUUUACCGGUUCUAGAAAAUGUCAAACAUUUCUUUUUUGCCGAUAUUUGAUUUAUUAUUUCACUUUAAAAGCUAUUCUAAUUUAUAUUUCGUUACUUUUACCACAAAAUUCAAAAAUGUCGUUGAAAGUUUUAUAUUUUUUGCAUCUUUGUUUUAGUAAUAGUCUUUGAAUGGCGAUGUCUCUGAAUUGAUACUUCAACCAUAUAUGUAAUAUUUCUAUAUGAACAGUUUAAACGGGAAGGAAUGUCCCACUAUUAAGGUCCGACAAUAUAUUAUUUUCUCUCUCGUUCCAGAUAUCUCGUAAAGGUUGCGCAUGCUUGAGAAUGCGCAGAACCGAGCUGGAGCCUCGGAGGAUAGAGAAAUAGUUGUCAUUCUGUCUUCCUUAGUCGGAACAGCUUCCACUUACAGGAAGUGUCCAUGUAGAAGUAUUAUAUAUAUAUGACUUCAACAAAACCCAAAAAAACAUUCUUUGAUCAUAACUAUCAAAAUCUAUCAAUAGUCGCAUUCAGCGGACGUAGCUUUAAUCGCAGCUUGUAAGGAGUAAUCGGGAAAGUGUUGAUCGUUCGCAGGCAAGCCGUUUUUGAUUUAUAUAUAUUGUUAGUUUAUUGUAGUGUAUUGUUUACAUAGAGGCUAUAUUGGUUGUUUUUUGUUUAGUGUAUUUAAACGAAACUUUUUUUAUUAAGCUUAACGAGUGUUUAUCACGCGGUGGUACUUCAUCUAGUUUUUUUGUUAUAAAUUACGAUGUGUAUUCAGCAUUCACUCACUUUUGUAUGUAUAUAAUUCAAAGUUAAAUUAUACGAUUAAUUCAUGGAGCUCCAAUUCUGUAUCGUCAUCCUCUUGACCGAAUUCAAUCAUUUUCUUCUGAGAAGGCUACAGCCUUACAUUUGAUCACAGAACACAGUUGAUUCAACAAAUUUCUGGUCUUGUUCUGUUUUAGUUUUUGUUCACUUCUCUCACGUUUCAGUUCCGCUACCGUUACCUAGCACAAAUUGAGAGCACUCCGAUUUAUGGCGUCCGCUCCAGAACGUGUUGAGUUUGUAGCGUAUGCGACAGCCAACGAUUUGACUAUUGUCUAUUUCAGAAAGGUGUAGAAUAAUAAAAUGGGGAAUUCCGUCCAUUUCGGCUCAAUUUCUGUGUCGGCCAUAGGUGUAGGUCUUGGAAUAGUUUGUAAUAUUAAAAUUUCAACUAAUUGCGUAAGAGAAUUAGGAAAAGUAUGUUUUCUGGCCUGAAGUGUCGAUAUGGAAAUAUUGUGUAGGGGUUACUUAGGUAGUAGAUUUUACAGUUACGUUUUGCAUUUAACAGGUACCUUUUAACCUUCUAUUAGUGCUUCUACUUAAUUCCAACCCUAUUUGAGAUUCGGCUUUCCUUUUUACGAGUAUCCUAUCAGCACGCUUUUGCAGUAUUUGUGGAUGGAUAACAAUAGGCUAAACCCAUAUAUUGACCCCAACCCGCGUGGUACUACCUGGAUUUGAUAAAAUGAAAGAAUUUUACAAUGAAAUCAAUGCCAUACAACAAUUGUACAACGGUUUCGUCCGCUGAAUGCUACCAAUGUAAACAGAUCUCAAAAAUUAACACAUAACUCUCCCAAAAUUAGGUAGUCAAACAUUGACUGAUUUUUUCUACUUUUUUUAAUGCUUCUCUUGAAAUGUAAACGGUAUGAAUGUUUUAUUAUUACUAAAUAUUAUGUUCGGUUUUAAACUGAGUUAUGAUAACAUCAUCAACUCGAAUAGAAAUAGUAAUUUUUAAAUACGUUGUGCCAUAAUAACUUUUUGUAUACGCGUUUUAUGCUGGUCUAUAAAUUCAUGAAUAUAUCGUAUCUAUCAGGAUCACAGUCGCCAAAUGAAAAGCGCCUUCAGAAUAUAAAUUUGUGUUCGAAGUAUUAUAUGACAUUGUAUCCUUAGUUAUGACCAAUAACACUCUUACCGUCUUGUCUAAAGUCAACCACACUCGUUCAGUUCAUUUUUCUGCGAACUGUACAGUUUAACCACUACAGAUGUGGAUGUUUUAGUCUCAGUUCAACUCAAUGCAUAGUUAAACUGAAAUAAAUAAAAUUUUUUCAACUAAUCGCCAUUUAUUUGGAGGUUCAACUGUACAGCUGCCAAUUCGAUUCAAGCUAAGAGUUAAUGAAUUGCAGAAAUUUACUGAUUUUGUACUCAACUUUUACUCAAUAAAUGAUGUCUGAAGAUUCGGUUUAUCAUAGAAUCUACAUUCAAGCUAUUUGGAAGUUUGAUUUUUUUGUUAAAUUACGAAAAUAAACAAAAAGCAGUGAAAUCAUCUUUCUUCAUCUAAUCUAGUGUUUCCCAACGUGGGGCCUACGCUCCAUAGAGGGUAAUUUGAUUGUUAAGAGGGGCAAUUUGAAAAUUGAGACGACAGUCGCUUGGGGUCAUUUAAUUAGGUAUUUUUUAGUUUACUUUUACACUAAUUUUAGUUUAAAUUUAGUUUUUAAUCAAAUGAUUUGUUUCAGACCAUGAUAAAAUGAUUGAAACAAGCAAGAAAAAAACUCGUUAAUAUUCGGAUUGAUAUUUAAAAUUUAGGUUCAUACUAUCAAUGAUGAGUGGAUUCUUUUUUGACUUUUAUGCCAACGAUGCUUGACCAAAGAAUCAAUGAUCCAAGGUCGUCUUGAAUUGCAUUUGAAGAUGAAACACGUGCUCAUAUUAUUUUUGAUUUGAAAUAUUUUGAAACUUUAACCAGAAAUAUUUUUAGAAGGGAGCAACAUUAAAGUGUCUAUUUACUGUUCAUACUUCAACUAAUGAUCGUGUUCUUGAAGAUAGUUAUCAAAUUGCUUGAUUCAUACCUAAAACUAGAAAAAAUCAUACAAUAUGAAAAAAUAUAUCAGCAUUUCUUAAAACAGUUUUGAAAAUAUGUAAAAGCUAUGCUACUCAGUAACAAUACUUGGCAGAAGAAUAGACAAAAUUAGUGAGAAUAUUGGAAAACAACUUGUUGAAAAGCUUAAAACAAAAAAGUUAUAUUAAUAAAAGACAUUUUGCUGAAGAAAUGAUCUAUCUACAAAGAUGUAUAUAAACUAAAAACUAAUAUGAUGGGAAAUUAAAAUGGCUGAUUAAAAUUGAUAAAAGAUGCCAUUCCAUAAAUUAUUCUUGUGCAUUGUGUUAUAAAUAAAGAUAACUUGGUAGUCCCAAACAUCUCGCCUGUUCUAAAUGAAAUGCCAAAUUCAAUAAUAAAGUGUGUUAAUGCUAUUGAAGCUAAUGCCAAAUGUGAGCUUCUCUUUAAACCUUUUCUUUAAGUAAUAAUUGAAGGCAAUGCAAGACUUUUACUUCAUACCGAAAUAAGAUUAUUAUGGAUUUGUUUGAUACUCUUGUAAUUUUUCAAGCGACAAACUUGAAAUUAAUUACCUGUUAAUAAUCGAUGGUGAAGAGUUUGAGAGCUAUUUAGCCGAUAUAUUUGAAAAACUAAAUAUAUUAAAUUAAGGAACAAAUAAAACUCUUGUCGAUGAAAAAGCGAAGAUAUUUGGCUUUAUUAUCUUUAUCUUGGCUUCAAAAAUGUGAAGUGAUUGAAUACUUCAUCUGCUGAUUUAAAAGAAAGAUUUUCCCAUCUAAAAAUAUUUGAUGCAAACAGGCAAUGUUAGUUGAUUUGUUUGAUAUAUCAAAUAUGCAAAAUGAUUAGUCAGAUAAAACUUUAUUCAAUUUAAAAGGAGGGAUGGUAUGGCUUUGUAAGGAAACGGAAAACAAAUACCAAAUUUCAACAAAAUGUACAAUAAAGCUAUUGCUACAUAUUUCAUCUUCAAAUUUAGCUGAAUGUGGAUUUAGUCUUGCGAAUAAUUUUCUGGUGAAAAAAGAAAGAUAACACAUCGUGGCUUAAGAUUGAAGCUAACCAAAUUGGAAUUUAAAUCUCUAUGCAUCAAGCAUAAGGAUCUCAGUGAAUUAAAAUAAUAAAUUCAUAUAGAAAAAUUUCUACUAGAAUUAAUUGGAAUAUAAAUUCCAGUUUCCCAUUAUAUGUUUUGAAAAUUUACUUACUACUUACUGUGCUUCGUUAACAAUCACCUAGUGAUUUCUUCCUAAAACCUAUAAUUUAAUGAACAAUUAAAUUUGUAUGUUACAUAGAGGGAGGGAGUAUUAGAAUUUUAGAAAGGCCAAAAUGGGGCAUAGCACAAAAAACGUUGGGAAACACUGCUCUAAUCCGUUGUAAACUUUGAAGGUUUGAACUGUCUUAUCUAAUGCUGGUCAAAAACGAUCAAUUUGGCCACUAUGUGAGUGGUUAUUCAGUCUGCACAGUUAAACUGAGACGAAUGCAAUUUGAAUUUUUUCAACUAAAUGUGUAUUUGGAAGUCCAACUGUACAUAUCUCAGUUCAAUUUGAGUCAGUAUUCAAUGAAUUGCAGAAAUCUCUACUCAACUCUUUUAAUAAAUGAUCUUUGAAAAUUGACUUUAUCUCUGAUUCCACGUUUACGCUUUUUUCGAUGAUAUACGGUUUUGUAAAAUUACCCAAAAUAAACCAAGAGAAGGUUUGAAUUGUACGUGUAUCUGCUUCGACUGAACAGUUCAAAUUCUAAAGCGCGCUCUCGCGAAGCAAAUUUUGUUGAUCCAUUCAAAAUAUUUUUUGACGCUUGUAAAAGCAUUCAAAUGGUACGCGCUAAUAGUCACAAAAUCUAAAAAUAUUACAAGGUUUAUUUUAAAGUAAUUGUUAUAUUUAUUGUUAAUCGAUUGUCUUGGAUAAAAUCAAUUUCCAUAUAAAUACAAUAACUUGCUUAUCAAUAAUGAAUAUACGUUGUGAACUCGAAGUGGGUCAAUUCGAAUUAAACCAAUAUAUAAAAUUCGACCCUUAAGAAAAGGUACACAUGUUUGAAAACUUCCAUAGAUAACCUUUAUAUCAUUAGCCCUUCUAAAUAGUCUAAUUAUGAGUGCGUGAGCAACAGUUUGGUAACAUAAAGGGUUUUCGGAAGCUAAGAUCAUGAACUGAAUGUUCGAAAAGUGAUUUUAAUCCCAUUUACUAUCGUUUGGAAAGUGAAAGAAGUAAUCGGGUCAUAUCAUAUGAUAGCAUUCUCUCUCCUUUAGUAUAUCGCAGGUAAAUGCGAUCAGCUCACGGGUUAUUUCAUUUGUUUUUGUUUUUUCGACCCUUAAAAGUUGUUAAUCAUCCGUUUUUUUUUUCACUAAUUCUUCAAAGCAGCGUAAUUGAUAAGUUAUUAAGGCUCACGAUUUUGUACUUUUUUAGGUUAUCGACAUAAAACCAGUAUAUUGGUAAAAAAAUGUUGUAGAAUAGAUAUAAAUAAUUAUUUAUUAUACAGGUACUAGAUUUUAGCUUCAGGUUGUAUUGUAUCAUUCCGCUACGCGAAAGAGAACAAAAAACCAAAAGCUAAAAUAUUUUUCCUGUGUAUAAUACAUAAUUUUAUCUUUAACGGGCAAAACUAUGAUUUAAUAUGGAGAAAUUAUUUUAUUACAACAUUCAAGUCAAAAAAUUAUCGAUGUGAAAUUUGAAUUUUGAAAUUAGUUUCUAGUCAAGUUGUAUUUAUGGCAACAUUUAAGAAUACGUUGUUAAGGAAACUUUUUAAGUAAUCAAAUAGCUGUCAAUUUGAUUUUUUAUAUGAUUAGAAAAUUGUGCCUUUGUUGGUUGCUUAGAAGUUAUUUCCAAUACUAUAAAGCAAAAAAUGUUACACAACAACAAAAGCCAUCAACAGUGCGGUCGAAUUAUUCAAUGAUUAAAAAUCUUUCAAUAUAUUGAAGAGAUUUCAAAAUAUUUCAAACUAAUUACCAUAUGUGGACAGUUUCUAUAAUUGGAAGGUGUUCCGACUAAGUUAAACAAAUAGUGUAUCGUUUUCUCUCUCCUCCGGGCGCUUCAGUUAGCUCUGUGCAUCUUUUGCGCGCAUGAAGCAUGCGCAGUAUAAAUAAAAUGUCUCGAACGAGAGAGAAAAUGUACAUAGCCCUUUGUCCAGCAGCAGCAAAGGAUCGCCGCCUGUUUUAUACAUAUCACAAUGAAAAUUGUAUCAAUCAGGUUGUAGGUGAAAACCAGUUUAAUAAGGUUCCUAAAACAAGGGCUAAUUUUCUGGGGACACACUAAAUGACUCAUCAACGGUCGCUUAAAGGCAUAUUGAUGAAUCGGUAGCACACAGGACGAAAAUAGCUAAUAAAGUGUUUAUGACGUCGCGACGUGGGUUAGUGCUGAAAUAACAGAGGAUUUGCGACCAAGAAUAGUUUAAGGAACGUGUCAUUCAUGCAAUGCACAUUUAAUAAUUGUACUUUUGAUAUAAAUGAGUUAUAACUUUAUUAUCUAUAUAAUAAAAUAUUAUGAAAUUAAAUCUCUACCUUUUCUCAAAUUUAUUUCCAAUAUAGGGGAAAAAAGUACUUAUUUUUUUUCGGGGAAAAAACCCUUCCUUCCUCCCUUCCUGAGUAAGAUUAUAGAGUUAAAGAGUUCAUAUUAAAGGUAGGGAGAGCAGAAAAGAGAGGAAGAGUAUCGGUUUACUAAUCUCUACUCGCUAUUAAAAUCAAAACUUUUGAUUCCCUACCUUUGCCAUUGUCCCUACUUGAAACUUCGAAGGCAUGGCGAUCCAAUCAGAAUUGUGUAGUGUGGUAUACUGAUGUUCUGUUUCUCUCUAUCACCAGUACAGCCCAAUUCUAUAAGCGCCCUUACCUCGCAUUAUCUAUCUUUAAUAUUAACUCUAUAGUUAGUAUUUGUCCACAAUUAGCUGAUAGGUUAUCUACCUGAUCUCGUAUUACAUUUAAAAGUACGAAAGACAUUCCAAUCAAUUCACUGCUCAUAUACAUGUAGAAAUUUUAGCUAUUUUUAUAUCUAUAUUCCGGGAUUUAUCGCCAUGGAGACAGCAUUGGUGAGAUAUGUGGUUGAAACUCUUAUAGAAUAGAUUUUAUAAAGUUUAGUUUCAUUUUUGUUUACGUUGUACGAUAUAUUACUUCUAGAUUUGAUCAGCAUAAAACGUAAUGAUGUUUUUCUUAUAUAUGUAUGCAGAAAUACUAACAGUAGUUUGAAUGUUAGAGAAUAAUUUAAUUAAGGACGUUAAAUCUUUGUAAACCUAGUGAGCAAUAUUUCUUUGAAAUAAUGUAUAUAAUUAACACAUUAAGUAAGAUUAAUCCUUUUUGUAGCGAUAUAUAACCUAUUUUUGUCAAACAUAUCAAAUAAAAAUCAAAUGGUUUGUCGAGUUCGAACAAAAUAAAGAUUGAAUAAUUGUA
Molecule: messenger RNA, 8652 nt
Organism: Diorhabda sublineata
Lineage: Eukaryota; Metazoa; Arthropoda; Insecta; Coleoptera; Chrysomelidae
Gene: vex
Product: somatomedin-B and thrombospondin type-1 domain-containing protein
Exons: 5
Coding region: 129-974 (281 amino acids)
Source: RefSeq, a predicted model, not a curated record